AUGAGUUAUUGUUAUCUCACAGCUUACAGCAACAGGUCAGUGAAAGUAAUGGUAUCACAAAUGGAAACAAUAGCUACAAGUUCUACUACCAAUUCACUAAUGAGACUUAAAGAAACAAUGGAAACUUAUCAUUCUCAACCAUACCAU
Entrophospora sp. SA101 is the source of this 147-nucleotide messenger RNA. The record is from the annotation of a GenBank genome assembly. NCBI's taxonomy places the organism in Eukaryota, Fungi, Glomeromycota, Glomeromycetes, Entrophosporales, Entrophosporaceae.